Messenger RNA from Apis mellifera (honey bee), 612 nucleotides. Its product is annotated as cyclin-dependent kinase 2-associated protein 1. The coding region runs from base 225 to 503 and encodes 92 amino acids. The record is from RefSeq and is a predicted model, not a curated record. Gene Ontology annotation, cellular component: nucleus; cytoplasm. NCBI's taxonomy places the organism in Eukaryota, Metazoa, Arthropoda, Insecta, Hymenoptera, Apidae. The transcript has a single exon.
GGUUAUGUUAGCGCUUUUCUUUAAUAAUCUUAUUAAAAUCUUUUCGCAAGGUAUUUAGCUUUAAAAAUUAUGGUUUUUUAAUGAAGUUAUUAUGUUUCUAAUCGAAAAUUUACAUUUGAAAUACAAAUAUUGUAUUGAAAUAAUUUGUAAUAAUCAUCUUAUGACAAUCAUUUCUUCAUAAAUUAUUUGUUAGGACAUUUAUUUAAAAAAAAAACAGUUAGAAGAUGGAAGAAGAACGAGGAAAUGUAGAAGUUUCAACAAAGAUUACUGAGCCAUUACUAAAUGUACCAAACCCAAGAGCCCUUCAACAAACUGUUCCUUCUGUACCUGGUCAAUCAAAAUAUAUACAGUUACUUAAUAUUAUAGAAGAACUUGGUCAUGAAGUUCGACCUACCUAUGCUGGCAGUCGUACUUCUAUUGAAAAAAUUAAGCGUGGUAUUGUACAUGCACGUAUUUUAGUUAAAGAAUGUUUACUUGAAACAGAAAAAAGUGCUCGUCAAUAAGACAGAAAUUCUAUAUAUAAUAUAACUGACCAAAUUUUGUAGAGGUAUUUAAUUAUAACAUAAAAAGACUUAUAUUUUUUGCUGCAAAUAGUAUUGCAUUUAUAUAUUA